This is a messenger RNA of Amaranthus tricolor (Joseph's coat), 4318 nucleotides long. RefSeq lists its product as uncharacterized. The coding region runs from base 659 to 3694 and encodes 1011 amino acids. The record is from RefSeq and is a predicted model, not a curated record. NCBI's taxonomy places the organism in Eukaryota, Viridiplantae, Streptophyta, Magnoliopsida, Caryophyllales, Amaranthaceae. The transcript is spliced from 5 exons.
GAAAGUAAUAAGAGAAAAAGCAGAGAAUAAAAAGAGACCGGAUAUUGACAAAUUUUAUGUCACUUGUUCUUCAUUAGUUUGUGUGAAGAUUUCUUAUCUGGGAUCUCUCAUUCUCUCUCUAAAAAAAAUAAAUUCUCCACUUUCAUUUUCUCUCUCUUCUUAGUUUCAGACACUGGCCCAGCAGAUCGAAAUCUUCAUCCUUUUCUUCUUAUUUGCCUGUUAAUCUAAUUAAUCCCUUUCUUAGAUAGUCAUAGGAAUUCGACCAACUUCCUUUUUUUUUUUUAAAUUUUUUUUUGUUUUUCUAUCUAAACUAAUAGAAUUACAAGGUUUUAUUUUUAUUUAAUUUUAUUUUUUAUAAUUUAUUUAUAAAGUUCAUUCCUUUUUUCUGUUAUGACUGCUAAAUUUUCAUGAUGGAAUUUGGGAAGACUUCUAUUUAUCAUCUAUCAAGAGAGAUUAUAUUUUUGUUGAAUUAUUAAAUACUUUUGCAAAAUUAUUAUGUAGAGAAAAUUAGUUUAAGAGAUUUUAGAGAGUUAAAAAGAGCUAUUGGAGGAUGUGGGUCUAAACUUAAAGGUUUGUAUUUGCUGGUGGUUGUUGAAGAUGCAUUGCUUACAAGGAUGUCGGCUUCCGACCUUCUUUUGAACUGCCAAAUCGAAAAGGAAUGGGAACAAAACUUCAGAUUGAGAAUUGCUUGCCUGCACAUUACUCAAUGAACGAUCUUAAUCGUGGCUCUAAUGGUGCUAGUUGGCCUUAUUUUGGUGAGAGCAAUUUAUCCGACGGACAAUUUUAUUUUGGUUUCCUUCCAAGGACUGUUGCCGAUUCGCAUCCAGAAUACGAACAGGAUGUUGUAAAACAGACGAUGCUUGAGCAUGAAGCCGUAUUCAAGAUUCAGGUUAAUGAAUUACAUCGACUGUAUAGCGUACAAAGAGAUUUGAUGGAUGAGGUUAUAAGGAAAGAACAAUUUAAACGGCGAAUUCCUAAUGAAACUUGUUCUUCUUCGAGUCAUGUACCAUCCCAGAUGCAACGUGAGGAUAUGCAAAGAUGGAAGUGUCCGAACCUUCCUGUUUCAAACUCAGCCUGUGGCACACCUCCCCUAUCGAUUCUCGAUACUGUUCAGUCAUCAUCAUGUUCUGCCAAAGGAAAGAGCAUACAAACGGAUCCCACUUCAUUUCCAAAUUGCUAUAGCCCGAAGAAUUUGGAGUCAGAGUGUAGACCCACAAAACAUAGAAGACGAAUGCUUGAUCUGGAUCUCCCCGCUGACGAGUAUAUUGACACCGAUGAAGUGGUACAAGUCAAUGAUGUAAAAGAUUCUGAUUACAUGAGCUUAUCAACCGAUAAAAAUGGAAAUUUUGCAUAUGGGAAUGGAAAACUAUUUAUGGGUCAGGGCGAUGCAUCGAAAUCUGAUUUGCAUGACAGCCAACCGAGGGCUUUGGCGGACUUGAAUGAUCCUGUAAAUGUGGAAGAGGAAACCUCUGUCUCAGUUGAUUUUCUACAUCGAGGUGGCUGUCACCAUGAUGCUAACUACAGGGAUAUCUCUACGAGAUUUUUAAGUCCGACUAAGGACGUUAAUCAGAACCUCAAGAAUGGCAGCACAAAUGGGGCGUUGAAUGAUGUACACUUUGAAAAUAGAGUUAUGGGCUCAGACUGGUUUAGCAAUGCAUUAAAAUCAGAAAGCAACGGCUGUAUGAGAUCCAUCAAUCAUGAUACCGGUCCAGAAAAAAUUUCUGCACUGACGCAGCCAGUACAAUUUCUGCUUGAUCAAGCCACUAAGCCUCCAGCUUUUCUGGACUGUGAUCGUAUCAACGGAGAGCCAUGGAAAGCAAAAUCUGGUAGCAUCAUAGAAAAAUCCGACAGAGGUUUAACUUUGUCAAGCUCCAAUGUUCUUGGAGCAGUUGCUUCUCAUCUUCCGAAACAAACUGAUAUUUUUAAUCCCUCUGAUUUCAGCAAGUCAUGGGAUCAAAGUGCCUCCUCUUGCGGGAAACCCGGCAGUUUUUUCGGCCAUAAACCCAUAUCUGUCCAAACAAGUCCAUAUCUAAGUUCCGCUAUCACGAGCAAGAGUCCUCAAUCUUCUUGUCAGGGCAAUGGCUUCUUCGGCAAUAAUAAGUGGAACCUAAAUAGCUCCCCUUCAGCUUUAGGGACAGAAAUGCCCGCAAGAAAAGAUAUUCAUGAAGGUUCCUCGUCUUCUUUUAUAGGUUUUGAUUAUGUAAAUAGCAAUUACAGUGAUAGAAAAGCGCUUUGUUCCGGUAUAAAUUUCUUCGAUGCUACAAGUUAUACUGAUGGCAAUCCUGUGAAAGAUAUGAACUUGAAUGUGACUCCUUCGAAUGGCUUGUCCGAUGAUCAUAUCGGCGAGCACCAUGUUAUAAUCAUUGACAAUGACAAGAAGUCGGAUCCUCUAGCCAUUUUGCCUUGGCUUCGAGGAAAGGGAUCUUGCAGUAAGGAGGCUGAGAAUUCAAGGAAAGGUUUCAACUCACUUGAAUCAGCAUGUGAGGUCGGUGUGAAAGCCGAAAUUCCUGAUUAUAGCAAAAAAAUUCUCGGUGUACCCAUUUUUGAAAACCCUCCAAAACCGAAGAAAGAGGUUUCGAACACUUUGAUUAGUCACAAUUGUUCCGGAAACAAGGAAGGUGGAAGCGUUGGGAGAAAACGUGGUUUUGAUAUUAAUUUAAAUUGUGACGUCACAGAAGAGGACAUGGUUCUAGAAGAGAAAACCCAAAUUGUAUCUGAUAAUCGGAGACAUCGUUUUGAUCUCAAUUCUUGUAUAAUUGACGAGGAAUAUUCAUGUGAAACGUGUGAUCUGUUUGCAGAAAAGGGAACCUGCAUAAGGGUUGGCACCGGUAUAGAUUUGGAAGCCCCCAUAAUAAUUGAAAACGAGGAUGUUAUUGCGAAUCCUCGGGAUGAAGAUUCUUUUAUAAAAGAUCCCGAAAAGAUGUUAGAGUUUCCCAAACAUGAUGAUGACGAAGAAACUGAACUUGCCACGUCGGUGGCAGCCGCAAUUGUUUCCCUUUCGUCGUGUGUUAAUCUAAGUCAACCCAAGGAAGCGACUUGCCUUGACGAAGAAACUGAUUUGGAUAAUCCCCUUCAUUGGUUUGUCGAUAUUGCUUGCUCUAAUAAUGGAAAUGAUGUUGAAUUUACGGAUUAUUGGUUAUCUGACGGUUUGGAUGAUUUUGAGUUGAUGAUUCUGAGACAGAAAGAGUGCAAUGAAGACGAGUACUUUCCUAAAUCGAGCUUCCCAGAAGUCCCAAAUGUUGAAGAAAAGGGUGUGUGUGCCUUAACUACGACUAGAACACGGAAAGGGCAUGGUCGUAGAGGAAGGCAAAAACGGGACUUUCAGAGAGACAUUCUCCCGGGCCUUACGUCACUUUCUAGGCACGAAGUAACCGAAGACCUUCAGGUUUUCGGAGGCCUAAUGAGAGCUACUGGUCAUACUUGGCAUUCCGCACCAAAUCGGAAGAAUGCUUCUAGAAAUGGAUGUGGUAGAGGCAGGCGAAGGUCUGUUUCAGCAGCAGCCGCAGCCGCCCCAGCACCAUUAAACACAGUAUGCGCCCUUCCAUUGACUCAGCAGCCCCAUCAGCUGCUAAGUAACAAUACUGAAGGGGUUUUGGAAGAUCAGAAUCUGACAGGAUGGGGAAAAACUAGACGUCCCCGAAGACAAAGGUACCCUACAGGUAAUCGUACGCCUCCUCCAGUACCUUUGACCUAAUCUAUUUGUGAGUGCCUCUGAUUUUAUAAAUUGUUGGAAUCUAUAGCGAGAAGACACCCGAGUAGAGUUGUUCUGUGAUGCAUUUGGAAUCAAGCUUUCCCUUUUUUCUUCUUUUUUUAGGGAAAAGGGAUCGUCUUUGUACAUGUCGGUACUCGGUACCCCAAAGUUUGGGUCCCGUCAAAUAUGGAUCUUUGCAACCCUGUAUUAUUCCAUGAAUAAUGUUGCAUGGGUUUCUUGUCCUAGAACAGAUUCUGCUCAUGUGUCAUGUGUGCUUGUCUCGGAAUGGUAAGGCAGUUUUAUGCUGUUAUAUUCCCAUCUUGGUCAGAAACAGUCGGGGCAGCUGUGUUACCGCGGCAUUUCAAGUCCCGGUCCGCAUAGGAAUAUUGUAAAACUAAAUUCGAGUAGCGAGCAUAUAGGUUAUAUAAUGCGAUCACUUCUGACUUUCUUGUCUCGUUUCCUAUAUUAUUGUAUUUGAAUGUGAGCUUACAUAGGUUAGCUUUGAUUUUUCGAUUGUUAAGAUCUCUAGCACAUCGAGUAUGAGGCGUUCAGCGCGGUGUGUACACUAAACUGAAAUUUUGGACUUUGAUUAAUAUAUUCAAUCUUGUUAGAUUUAUUUUGAUGUAA